Colletotrichum orchidophilum is the source of this 1158-nucleotide messenger RNA. RefSeq names its product D-sorbose. Lineage: Eukaryota; Fungi; Ascomycota; Sordariomycetes; Glomerellales; Glomerellaceae. The transcript has 5 exons. The record is from RefSeq and is a predicted model, not a curated record. Gene Ontology annotation, molecular function: kinase activity. Bases 1 to 1158 code for a protein of 385 amino acids.
AUGGCGCAAUGGAUUCACGCCUCAGCAGACAGCCGCAAUUCUCCGCGAGCACCCUGCCGAACACUACAGGUCACGGGCGGCCUCAUCAUCGUGCCACGGAUUCCCCCUGGCGUCGGUGAGGUUGUGAAAAGAUACCCACUCACAACCCUCCCCAGCGUACCUCACUUCCCAGAAGAAGACUUGAAGCUCCGAGCCACGAGCAUCCGCGUGCGCAGGGGCGGCAACUGCCCCAACACGAUGGAAGUUCUCCAGCAGCUCCUCCGCGCAAGAGACCUCCCUCCCCCGACAACCGGCGGCGGCCCCCUGAAAAUGCAUCUCGUCUCGCCUCUGCCGGAACGCCAUUCCCAGGCGACGGCGCAGAUAAUCUCCUCGUUCCCGCCAGGGCCAGACGCCGCCGCCGACGCCGCCGCAAUCAACUUUGAGCACUGCCUGUUCCGCGAGGGCCACCAGGCGCCGGCGAGCAGCUACAUUUUUCGCAGCGAGGCCACCGGCAGCCGGACCAUUGUAAACCACAAUGAGCUGCUCGACAUGACAACAGACGAGUUCCUCGACGUCGUCGAGGCGUUCCGCGGCCAAGGGGGCCGGACAUGGUGGCACUUUGAGGGACGGGUCCCGGAGACGACGCUGGGUUGCAUUCGGGCUCUUCGGCGGGUGCUGGGCGACGGCGACGGCGACGACGCGGCGACCGUCAGCGUCGAGGUUGAGAGGCCUGGCAGGGCGGGGUUGAGAGAGCUCGCUGCGGAGGCGGACGUGGUGUUUUACUCUAAGAGCUGGGCAGAGGACUGCGGGUACUUAUCCGCUGAAGACUGUCUGCGGAAAGAGUCGCUGACGCUGCCACGGGCGUCGUUGGCCAUGGUUACGUGGGGUGCUGAGGGAGCAUGGUGCAUGUCACUCAAGGACCGGCAGCUUGUCAAAAGCCCAGUCAAGACGCCGGUGAAGCAAGUCGUCGACUCGGUUGGUGCGGGAGACACAUUUGUCGCGGGCAUGCUGUACGGACUGAUUUGCCAGGCCGAGACUUGGGACGUGGCGCACAAGUUGGGUUUCGCCGUUGCACUCGCCACGCUCAAAGUCCAGCGAGAGGGGUUCGGUGGACUGGGAGACGAUAUUCGUAUGGAUGUGCAAAGUUGCGCUGACGGUGGGCCAUCCGUCAGGCGUUGA